GGGGAACCUGCGCGGUGUAGCAGUGAAGGACGGCCACGACGGUGAUGGAGCACAGUGAGGAGGUAAUAGAAAAUGGACAAAGUCUCGCCGUGAAGACACGAGCUAAGUGAUAGCAAACAGCGACGUCAAGUAAUGGCCAGUUGCCUGCGGUGUGCGUGGAAGCAGCCGGAAUGUUCCCGUGCGCAGUUGCUGAUUGGCGCACGGGCUCUCGCCGCAUCAUUACUCACUCACUGCCUCAGCCUGCCUGCAUAUAAACCAGCCUCUCCCCUCUCUGCCUUCUUCCUCACACCACUCUCACACCCCUCCUACAGCCCACUGAUAAGCUGUUCUACCCAACCAACACUACACACACCACAAGACACAGCACACCGCAAACAUGCAGAUCUUCGUAAAGACCCUCACCGGCAAGACCAUCACGCUCGAAGUCGAGAGCUCCGACACUAUCGACAAUGUCAAGAGCAAGAUCCAGGACAAGGAGGGAAUUCCCCCGGACCAACAGCGCUUGAUCUUCGCCGGCAAGCAGCUUGAGGAUGGUCGCACCCUGUCCGACUACAACAUCCAGAAGGAAUCGACCCUGCAUCUCGUCCUCCGCCUUCGUGGAGGUAUGCAGAUCUUCGUCAAGACCCGUAAUCACCGGCAAGACCAUCACCCUUGAGGUUGAGUCCUCCGACACCAUUGACAA
Alternaria rosae is the source of this 682-nucleotide messenger RNA. RefSeq lists its product as uncharacterized. NCBI's taxonomy places the organism in Eukaryota, Fungi, Ascomycota, Dothideomycetes, Pleosporales, Pleosporaceae. The coding region runs from base 133 to 528 and encodes 131 amino acids. The record is from RefSeq and is a predicted model, not a curated record. The transcript is spliced from 3 exons.